Messenger RNA from Stegostoma tigrinum, 6562 nucleotides. It is a transcript of the gene alpk1, whose product is annotated as alpha-kinase 1. The record is from RefSeq and is a predicted model, not a curated record. Gene Ontology annotation, molecular function: protein serine/threonine kinase activity; ATP binding. The transcript is spliced from 14 exons. Gene Ontology annotation, biological process: protein phosphorylation. The coding region runs from base 523 to 4299 and encodes 1258 amino acids. NCBI's taxonomy places the organism in Eukaryota, Metazoa, Chordata, Chondrichthyes, Orectolobiformes, Stegostomatidae.
GAAGAGGGUAUGGUUCGAGUCCCACCUGUUCUCGACGUGUGUAACUACAUGUCAGAAUAGUUUGAUUGGAAACUAUCUCUUAGGGAAGGGAGGAAGUGAAGCUGGAGAGAUGGGAAAUGGGAGUGAAGGCGUAACGAAAGGCGAAAGGAGGAGGCGUGGUGGUUGAAGAGAGCAAAAGGAAUGAGAAAGGCGAAAGACGGCGCGAUGGAGCAAAGUUGAAGUGAUAGCAGAAGGAAAUCUUGAGGCUUGGUCAUUCGAAGAGAAAUUGCAGAAUUCUCCGGGAUUUCCACUGUCUCUGUGAAAAGCUCAAACCCCGGGUGACUCUUUUGUUCGAGUCCGCCAGCGGUUAGGAUAAAACAACCUGCCUGGAUUAAAGCAUUCAUCACUAUUUAUGCAGCGUCUUUCUGAAAAGUACAGACCCGGAAGGAAACUUACCCACAGAAACUAUGCCAAGAAUCAGCAUGGAAACCAGGAAAGGUAAUUGAUCAUUCCACACCCAGGGAAGUUCAAUUCAUAGUGGUCAUGAAUAACCAAGAGGUGGUUGCACUCCUCCAGGACUGCAAGCAGGCCCUAACCGCACCCCCAUCAGAACCAUCAGAACAGGACAUGACAGAGUAUCGGCAGUGCGAAGCUUCACUCUCUGCUGAUCUGAGGACCCUGUUGGAACAGGCAAAGGAAAUGAAGUGGCCCUUUGUGCCAGAGAGGUGGCAAUACAAACACGAAGUAUGCCCAGAAGACAAAACAAACCUGAAAGAUAUCAUCAGCGAGAAACUGCCAGAUUUGCUGAUUUUUCUGAAAGCCUCAAUCUCUGUUGGUGACUACGUUUCAGCAGCUGCCACAGUAUUUUUGAUUGACAGGUUUCUAUACUGGGUCGAUGCAUCCAGCAAACUUCUGCAGAUUGCCAAAGGCCUGCACAGGCGUUGCCAUGAAAUACCAAUCGCGCCACAGGUGGUUGUUCGCCAGGCCCGAGUCUCUGUAAAUUCAGGCAAACUUUUGAAAGCUGAAUAUAUCCUGAGCAGCCUCAUAAAUAACAGUGGGGCAACAGGUACUUGGGUCUAUGAGAAAAUGAGUGACCGAACAUUGGUGCAGGCUGUCAGCGUUCAGAUAAGGGGACAGAUCCUACAAAAACUAGGGCUGUGGUACGAAGCUGCAGAGCUGAUUUGGGCUUCCAUUGUGGGAUUUUAUCAACUUCCUCAACCAGAUAAAAAGGGAAUUUCCACAUCACUGGGACUUUUAGCCGAUGUGCUUGUUUCAAUGAGUGAUGACGAUUACAGUCGAUUUAAGGACAACCCACAGAUGGACCUGAUUCUGCUUGAAGAGUACACUGACCGACUGUUGUCAGCUGCUGAGGCAGGGAAACUGGCUGCAGUGCUCAGUCAGUACAGCCCACUUUUUGUGCUGACAAAUUUGAACAUUUAUGGAACAUGUCUUCUCUCAUACAGUUUUAAAAAGGAAUUGACAGAGGAUGAAAGGCAGUUCUACCUUUCACAAGCAAAGGAGGCUUUUGAAAUUGGUCUCCUCACUCGGAGAGGUGGUGAAGUGAUCACGAGUAAGCAGGAACUACAUGGGUUUGUUAAAGCAGCUUUCUCUCUUACAACCGUGCGCAGAUGGCUCCCAGAUCAGAAUGCAAAUCUUACAGAGGCAAGGCAAUUAUGCAAAGAAGCAAUGAAAAAACUGUACCUGUAUAGCACUCAAACCCAGGAAGCUUUGGCACAGGAAAUCAUGGAAUUGAUCGGCCAAGUCAAAGCUCAUCUGCAAAUAAAGGAUCUCUGCAAUUCAGAUAUUAAGUCUUACGUCCCUGACCACUACAAACUUUACUGGGAUAAGCCUAUAGUGAAGGGAAGGAUGACCUUUGAGAAAGUCCUUGAAAGACAUACACAGUAUCACACAACUAUAUGCAAAGUAUUUGAAAGAACUUGCAGAAGACAACAAAGUAGCAAAGAGUCUUUGGCACAUAGCUGUAUAACUGCUUUCAAGACAGAAACAAAGGAAUUUGAUACUGCUGAUGCCAAAAUGAGCACAGUUCACUCCGUUGACCAUAACCUUCUUCAAGACCCUCCCCUGAAACAAGUAAUGAUAAGCAAAGACAACAAGACAUUACAAAGCCAGAGCAAUCAGCUAUUGAAUGCAGGCAAAUCUGAGAAGGAACAUGUAGAUUGUCUGAAAAACAAUGGUGCUCCCGAUGAUUGUUUAAUAGGUGACCCAUCAUAUGUUUUAAUAGAUGCUGAGACAGAAUUGGAUGAUAUAACAACAGAGGGAAAAGGCAACGCAAACAAAGGAGGCACAGAAUGUUGGAAUGACAGUCAUAGUUCCAGCAAAUCUUACUUCAAAAUCUCCGGAUCAAGAUCUUCUAAUAUUUGGAAGGAAGAGACCAGUGACAAAGACAAUGGACUACCUGAGGUUGGAAGGAAGCCAUAUCAGUUCAAAUUGGACACAGAGUGCUCAACAAUAUUAACUGAUGAUGUGGAUAGCAAAGAUGGUGAAUUGAAUAAUAGUGCUUUAAAGUCCAUCAUUCCACCAGUGCAACUGCUGUCUCUACAAUACACACAAGUCAACAAUCCUUCCAUCACUUCAAACAUUAAUUGUACUCCAAGUAAUGGGAGACAGAAAAAUCCUUCAUCUUCAGCUUUAGGAGACCAUGCAUCAUGCAGUGUUGAUCCAGAUGAAGAAACUGCUGAUGACAUUGAAGAUAACAAGACAGAUGGUGACUCGAAGAUCACGAGGUCUGAUCAAAGCCCUUCCUCUCUCUCUCAUCCAAAUUAUAGCACUAGUUAUCAGACAUUUAGAUUUGAUUCAGAUUCAAAAAGCAAUAGAAAAGUUACCUCCUUAACUUCAGAAGAGAGUGGCUCAUUUGAGGUUGUUGACUCUGAUGCAGAUACUGCGGAUGACAUGAACAAUGAUGGGGAUAAAAUGCUUCAAAUCUCAAAGAAGUAUGAGUCUGUAAAAUCCCCUUAUCUUCAGCCAGCUCCAGAUACAACUAACCCUGUGUCAGUUGGCAGUAAUAAUUCACUGAAGAUUACAAAGAAAAGCCUGUCUUCAUCAGAGGAAGGUGGGUCCUUUGUAAUGAUAGAAAUUGACCCAACCGCAGAGACUGUUGAUGGUACUGAAGACGACAAUAAUCUUCCAAGCACUGGAGGAGUCUCUGAGAUUGAAGACAUACAUCUGGAUGAAAGCAAGAAACAAGAAGUGUACGAUCAUGAUGCAAAGCAAAUGAAGAUUGGUUCCACGCAAUGUUCACUAACCAAGAAGGAAUCCAAUGAAGGGUUUAAGAAAGUGUCACUCGAAGAAGGUGAAAGUGAAGGUGACAGACUGAGUAACCAGUUCCUAAAAAGCAGCCUCAACUCCAGCACCUCCCUUAAAUCAUGGUACAAAUCACCUUUCUUUUCAAGCAAUUGCUCUGACUUUGACUGUAUCAGUCCAUCAGUGAGUUCAAGCAGCAGUUCCUUUGUGUUUCUUUCAAGAAAGAAACAAACAUUUGAGAGGCGUGUUCUAACUGAUGAGGAUUAUAAAAUGCUGUUUGCUGGUGUUACCCAUGAGUGGCUUAUAGAAAGAAUUGCGGGCACUGGAGUAUUUUACCCUCAGAAACUAAAAGACACUUGCAAUGCACUGCAAUUUAAAUAUAGCAAGAAAACCAACACCUGGACAGCCCAAGAAACUCUAGUAUAUAUUGGCAAACCUUUAGAUGUGGAUAAAGUAGGCGCCCAAAGGAUUGCUUUGGAGAUGCGUUUACUACACCAAGAAGAAAUAUUGGGCAGAUACGUUGGAAAACAGUACAAAAGAACGAAAGAACUUGCUUACCACUUCAAUGACGUUGAACGCCAGAUGACUGCCCAAUACUACGUGACAGAAUUCAACAAAAGACUGUAUGAAAAGCAAGUUCCUACACAAAUAUAUUAUAUUCCAGCCUCAGUUCUUCUGCUUUUGGAAGAUAUGCAGAUCAUGGGUUGUGUAAGUGUGGAGCCGUACAUGCUCGGGGAGUUUAUAAAAUUAACAAACAACACAAAGACUGUUCGUAAAGAAUAUGAAGCAACUAUGUAUGGACUUGCAUUUGGACACUUUACCUACGAGUUUUCAAACCAAGAAGAAAUAGUAGUUGAUUUACAAGGUUGGAUCACUGGAGAUGGAAAAGGUCUUAUUUACCUAACAGAUCCUCAGAUACAUUCGAUAAAAAAGCGAAGAGGGGGUUCCAACUUUGCAGAAAAAGGCAUCAAAUACUUUCUCAACUGUCAGCACAAAGAGUGCAAUGAGAUUUGUCGCAUUCUUACUUUAAAAAUUCUUACCAGGGACGGUUUGGAUUAAUUACCUGAAGUGAAGUUUUUAACAAGUUUGAUUUUGAAAAAUUUCUUCUACUGUGGCAGAGUCUUUCUAUGUUCUUCCUAUUGUUGUUGAACAGUGUUGGUCCUGCAAAUACAGAUAUUGUGAUCCCAGCAAUUGUAUCAGGAUUACACAGUUCAUAGCUGCUCACGCUGACCAGAGUGUGCAGGGAGAGUGGAAGUUUAUCAAAUUUGUCGAUGGAGAAUGCCAAUGUGCGAAAAAUCACAAUACAUAGAAUUUUACUGCACUGAAACCGGACACUUUAUCUGUGCUGCUAUUGAAGCUCCAAAUAAACCUCCUUCCAUUUAAGUCUGCCAGUAUAAUCUUCUAAUCCUUCCUCUCCCAUGUCCUUAUCAAGUUUCCCCUCAAUGUAUCAAAGAUCUUCACUUCCAUCUGGAUGUGGUUUCCAUCCAUUUCUUGGUAAAGGUGGCUGUCCCGAGUUCCCUAUGAGAUUUGUUUUUGACUAUCUUAUGUUUGGGCCUCUGGUUUUGGAUUCCCUAAAGUAGAAACAAUUUCUCUUUGUCUACCCUGUUAAACUUUUUCAUAAAUUCCAAAAUCUUUAUUCGGACAACAUUCAACCUUCUGUUCACUAAAGCCUUGUUCUGUUCAAUUUUGCUUGAUUGUUAUAAACACUCAGUUCUAGUAUCAUUGUUGUAAAUCUUAUUGCACCUUCUCCAGUGCCUCUAUGUCCUUUUUGGGUGCCACAGGUGACUGUCCCAAUUUGAGGGUUUGGCAAAGUGAUGGGAGAUGGGGGCUUAGCUCCAGUCCUUGAAAAUAAAAUAACAUUUAUCUCCAGCACCCUAUGUGGGGAGGCGAUAAGUCCAAAUCAUAAAGAAAAAUAGACUGAACAGGUGUCUUUGUGUGUCAGACCAUGAAAAGUGAAAUAACUCCACAGAGACCGGUAUCCCACUACCAAGUCGCCUUUUAUUUACACAUGGAGAAUCCCUGACACUGAUCCAGCUCCCUUGCAGCCAGCUCUCAGAGUGAGCAGGAUGUCUGACACUCUUGUUCUUAUCUACUAGCCAGGGCUCCCUGAUUGGAGCAGAUUAACAGCCCCAGUCAGGGAACUCAUAUCCAGUGAGGGUCAUCCUGCCGACCUUGUUACAAUCACUACAAUUAGGCCUCCACUUCCAUUAUCCCAUACACCUUUCCCCUGCUCUUUGUCAGUGGUGGGUUUGACUUCCAUCAAAAUAUGAAUCAUUUUUGUAAUUUAAAGGGUUAACUGUACCUUCCCUGUAAUAAUUGAUACUGUGCUUGUGUAUAAGGAGCUGUGUUAUGAUGAUAUUGGAAUCAAUGUGUGUGAGUUCCAGUAAUGUUUUCUUUCAUUGUCCCUUGUAUAUAUUAAAUACACUUCAUUAGGCUGUAGGUGUUCACUGAUGAUGAUGUGGACUACUUUCUGUCAACAACAAGAAAUGAUCUUACAAUAUGACAGCAAGCAGCAAUCAGAUUCAGGGAAACAGUGGUGAGCACAAGCAAAUGGCCUGAGCACUAGAAAAUGAUGAAUGAAGGACUUUGAGGCCAGACCAGCAAACCAACCAAAAACCCCACUGGGACAGUGUAUUGCAGUCUAGCAACUGUGAUACCAUAAGCUUCGGAACUUUAAUAACUUCAUAGAUUGAAAGAGUUAUCAAUAACUCUGGAAUAAAUUGUUUCCCGAGGUGAAAAGGCAUUGAAAGCAACACAGUAGUUAACCAUCCCUGGGAAGAAGGGGCCAAAACCAUACAAACAAAUUGUUUCCUGGGAGGGCGGAGACUCACUGCUUGAUAACCUGCUGUCUCAUUACAAAUGAGAAAUUAAGACUGCCUGAAAAUGAAUGUCCUGAAUAAUUGCAAGAUAUGAUGUUUCAACCAGACAGUUAAGGCCAAAUAUAACAAAGAACAUGGGAGCUAUUUCUGAUAAGAAGGCAAGCUUACAGAUUUGGAGUCUCCAGAAGUGUAAUCAAUGCUGGGGAUGAAAGAAUCUGUUGAAUCAUCAAUAGUAUCACUUUACAAAUUUGAAAAAGAGAAAAUUGUAUAAGAAUACAUCAUCAGAACAAUGCAGUAAUAGAACUUCAAAGAACAACAUUGCACAAGGAUCAAACUCUGGACACAUUCCAGAGGUGGACACUAUUGGUGGAAUUGUAGCUAAAUUUCACAAUUAAUUGGGUAAUAGCCAAGUUGAGUUGUGUGGCUUAACGAGCUUACUUAAGGGUCUUAUUUUGGUUGCUACAUGCAAUAAAGUAUAAAUCAUUGUUUCAUUUCUUGAUUGU